Molecule: messenger RNA, 1483 nt
Organism: Larimichthys crocea (large yellow croaker)
Lineage: Eukaryota; Metazoa; Chordata; Actinopteri; Sciaenidae
Gene: lbx1a
Product: ladybird homeobox 1a
Exons: 2
Coding region: 326-1186 (286 amino acids)
Biological process (GO): regulation of transcription by RNA polymerase II
Cellular component (GO): nucleus
Molecular function (GO): DNA-binding transcription factor activity, RNA polymerase II-specific; sequence-specific double-stranded DNA binding
Source: RefSeq, a predicted model, not a curated record
CUUCCAGUCAGCAAUAACUUGUUACUGGUGGUCAAUCGUUGCUGCUUUUGUUGCAUCACCGUCCACCGUAUGGGUUCGUCUCGUGCCUCGUUGUGCGUCACCCUGGAAAAGUGUCUCGGAGACGUGGUGGGACCUGAACACAACAGCCUGCAGCUCAGUGGCCAACAUGCGGCUGGAGAGACACCUGUGAUCCGAGCUGUGGGUAAUCUUUACUGCCCCUGAUAUCUCUCUGUGCGCAACUUUCCCCGCAGUCUGUCAGCUCGUCCCCGCUUUGAAUCGCCCUUGUUUCAGUCCCGACAGUCAAGUUUGACCCGCUCGCGCCGCCAUGACCUCAAAGGAGGACUCGAAAUGCCCAGCGGUGCUGGACGAGCGGAGGCGCAGUCCUCUGGAUCAGCUCCCGCCGCCGGCCAACUCCAACAAACCGCUGACGCCUUUCAGCAUCGAGGACAUCCUCAACAAGCCGUCUGUGAGAAGGAGCUACUCCCUGAGCGGGGCGGCGCACCACGUCUCUCCCGGAGAGAAGCUGCCCUCGGCGGGUCAAAGCCUGUCCGGCCGCGCGCUUCUCAGUCAAACGUCCCCGCUCUGCGCGCUCGAGGAAUUGGCCAGCAAAACGUUCAAGGGCCUGGAGGUCAGCGUCCUGCAGGCAGCCGAGGGCCGCGAUGGUAUGACGCUCUUUGGUCAGAGGAACACCCCCAAGAAGCGACGAAAGUCCCGCACGGCGUUCACCAACCACCAGAUCUACGAGCUGGAGAAGCGAUUCCUGUACCAGAAGUACCUGAGUCCGGCUGACCGGGACCAGAUAGCCCAGCAGCUCGGUCUGACCAAUGCACAGGUCAUCACCUGGUUUCAGAACAGGAGGGCCAAACUCAAGCGGGACUUGGAGGAGAUGAAAGCGGACGUAGAGUCCGCCAAGGCCGCGGGUAAUGUGGCCUUUGAGAAGCUCUCCAAACUGGCCGAGCUGGAGAAAUGCGCGGCCAGAGGAAUGGGCGGAGGUACGGGUUCAGCGCCGGGCCUCAACGAGCCUGACCCGGUCUGCUCCAGGUCUCACCACGACCCCAGCGAAAACCUCGACUCCAGCAGGCCGCGCAUGUCGCCUUCUUCACCCGAAUCGUCGUGGUACACGGACCGGCUGAGCAUUAAGAGCUGCUCGGAGGACGAAGAUGAGGAGAUUGACGUGGAUGAUUAAAAUACUGUGAGUGAAUAGUCACCGACACAGACGCCUGAGGUGCCAAAUAAAGCGAUGCUUGCGGGCAGAAACUCUUGGCUUUGCGAAGGAUUCCAUCCUUUUCGCGCGGACAAGCAGCGAUGCGGCCAAACUAUCCGCAAACAGCAGAUGUGAUGUGAGAGCUGCUGCGGGCCCAGCGCCGUCUGUGGACGACACGUGACAGAGAGACACUGAAACAAGCAGGUGCACACUCAGAUUCCGGUUACAAUCACGCAAAUAUCUCACUGCAUGUUUAUUUGCUUUUAUUUUGAAAUCGAC